CUGGUUUUUAUGGCAGUGACAUUUCUGGAACCCAGCACCCCCCAAAAGCCACCUCUUUUCAUCCUUUCCCCUGUUUCUUCGUCCUGGCUGUUUGUGUAGUUUUGAGGGGGAAUGCGAGCGUCGUCGUGACGUCACUGCCCGGGGUUUCCACACUCCAGAUCGGUGAGAGCUGGACGGCGUCAUGGCGGAGGCCGGUAAUGUUAGGACGCAUAGCUGAACUGCUUUCAAUCUGCAAUCUUUUGAUCGAAGAAUACUGUGCCCCGAAUACGGAAAAGAAAACUUUAAAGAAAACAAUUUUAUUUUUUCUGAGGGAGGAAUCAAGGAAGCUUGGCUCGCAGUCGGCUCGAAUUUGUUGGAGCAGCUCUCUACGGGAGCUGGCUAGCAGGCUGCUAGCAAAGAAAAUAAAAUUGUUAGCUAGCUAGCUAGCUAGCCUGCGAGAAAAAAGGACCUCAAAAGUCGGAUCUAGACGGGGAGACAGACUGGCAACUUACAGGAGCCAGGUGAUCCACACCGAAUAGGAGACCUUCCGUGUUUGUGACCAUUCAAGAGCGGCCUGGACUGACAGCUUGUUUUUGAAGACGUGAUUUUGGGGAGGCCUGGAGAUGGAUGGGCGUAGCGAGGAGGACAGUGUGAGCAACAGCAGUGCAGAAUCAAGUAACUCUGACGACGAGUCCGGGUCCGGGUCGGGCUCCGGGUCCGGGUCGGGGUCCAGCUCCAGCAGCAGCAGCAGCAGCAGCCAAUCGGGAAGCAGCGACUCGGGGAGCGGGUCGGACUCCGGCAGCCAGUCGGACUCCGACUCGGAGAAGUCCAAGGAGAAGAGCCAGCCGGAGAACAAGCCCGCCAAGAUCGAUGGGGCGGAGUUCUGGAAGUCGAACCCCAGUAUCCUGGCUGUACAGCGGUCGGCCAUGCUCAGGAAACAGCAGCUCCAGCAGCAGCAGCAGCAGCAGCAACAGCCACAGAACCAACAGCAGAGCUCUUCUGACAGUGGCUCAGAUGAGGAUUCGUCCAGCAGCGAUGACUCGGACGAUGACUCCUCCAAUCAGACGAAGAGGAAAAGAAAGCACAAGGGAUCGGACUCGGGGUCUGAUUCCGGUUCCGGGUCCGGUUCUGACUCCAGUUCGGGGUCCGGGUCCGGCUCGGACUCCUCGGACGAAGCUGAGAACUCGGACGAGACCGUCUCUGACUACGAGCCGAGCCACAAAGUCAAGAGCAGGAAGCCCCCUAACAAGGCCAGCGUCCGAAACGGAAAGAAGGGCAAAGCCCAGCGGAAGAAGGCCUCGGGCUCGGGCUCGGGGUCGUCGUCCGACGAGGACGAGUUCGACAAGGCCAAGCUGUCGGGGCCCCGGCGCCAGGCGACCGUCAACGUGAGCUACAAGGAGGACGAGGAGAUGAAGACGGACUCGGACGACCUGGUGGAGGUGUGCGGGGAGGACGUGCCGCAGCCCGAGGAGGACGAGUUCGAGACCCUGGAGAAGGUGAUGGAGAUGAGGACCGGGAGGAGAGGAGCCACGGGGGGCACCACCACGGUGUACGCGGUGGAGGCGGACGGGGACCCCAACGGGAACUUCAACCCGGCCAAGGAGCCGGGCGAGCACCAGUACCUGAUCAAGUGGAAGGGGUGGUCCCACAUCCACAACACCUGGGAGACUGAGGAGACCCUCAAGCUGCAGAACGUCAAGGGCAUGAAGAAGCUGGAGAACUUCAAGAAGAAGGAGCAGGAGAAGAGGAAAUGGAUAAAAGCAGCUUCCCCGGAGGAUGUGGAAUACUACAACUGUCAACAGGAGCUAAUGGAUGACCUGCACUCGCAGUACCAAAUCGUGGAAAGAAUAAUCGCUCAUUCGAACCAGAAGUCCGCAGCGGGUUACCCGGACUACCUGUGCAAGUGGCAGGGCCUGUCCUACUCGGAGUGCAGCUGGGAGGACGGCGCGCUCCUUUCCAGAAAGUUCCAGAGGUGCAUCGACGACUACAUGUGCAGGAACCAGUCCAAGACCAUUCCGUCCCGGGACUGCAAGGUGCUGAAGCAGAGGCCGCGGUUCGUGCCCAUGAAGAAGCACCCGACCUACAUCGGCGGAGAGGGCCUGGAGCUGAGAGACUACCAGCAGGACAGCUUGAACUGGAUGGCCCACUCCUGGUGCAAGGGAAACAGCUGCAUCCUGGCGGACGAAAUGGGCCUGGGCAAGACCAUCCAGACCAUCUGCUUCCUCAGCUACCUGUUCAACGAGCACCAGCUGUACGGGCCCUUCCUGCUGGUGGUGCCCCUGUCCACCCUCACCUCCUGGCAGAGGGAGAUCCAGCUGUGGGCCCCCCAUAUGAACGUGGUGGUGUACCUGGGCGACAUCAGCAGCCGCAGCAUGAUCAGAACGCACGAAUGGAUGCACCCACAGAACAAGCGACUGAAGUUCAACAUACUGCUAACCACGUAUGAAAUCCUGCUCAAAGACAAGUCAUUCCUGGGAAAUGUGAACUGGGCCUUCAUCGGAGUGGACGAGGCCCAUCGGCUGAAGAACGACGACUCCCUCCUGUACAAGACCAUGAUGGAGUUCAAGUCCAACCACCGCCUGCUCAUCACCGGCACGCCGCUGCAGAACUCGCUGAAGGAGCUCUGGUCCCUCCUGCACUUCAUCAUGCCCGAGAAAUUCCACUCCUGGGAGCUGUUUGAGCAGGACCACGGAAAGGGGCGGGACUCGGGCUACACCAGCCUCCACAAGGAGCUGGAGCCCUUCCUCCUGCGCAGGGUGAAGAAGGACGUGGAGAAGUCUCUCCCCGCCAAGGUGGAGCAGAUUCUCAGGGUGGAGAUGAGCGCCAUUCAGAAGCAGUACUACAAGUGGAUCUUGACCCGGAACUACAAGGCCCUGAGCAAAGGCACCAAAGGGAGCACGUCGGGCUUCCUCAACAUCAUGAUGGAGCUGAAGAAGUGCUGCAACCACUGCUACCUCAUCAAGCCGCCCGAAGACAACGAGUUCUACAACAAGGCCGAGGCCCUGCAGCACCUGAUACGCAGCAGCGGGAAGCUGAUCCUGCUGGACAAGCUGCUGCUCCGGCUGAAGGACCGGGGCCACCGCGUGCUCAUCUUCUCCCAGAUGGUCCGCAUGCUGGACAUCCUGGCCGAGUACCUGAAGAGCAGGCAGUUCCUCUUCCAGAGACUGGAUGGCUCUAUAAAAGGAGAGAUGAGGAAACAAGCUUUGGAUCAUUUCAAUGCGGAGAACUCUGAAGAUUUCUGCUUCCUGCUCUCCACGCGCGCCGGGGGUCUGGGGAUCAACCUGGCCUCCGCCGACACCGUCGUAAUCUUCGACUCGGACUGGAACCCGCAGAACGACCUGCAGGCCCAGGCCCGGGCCCACAGGAUCGGGCAGAAGAGACAGGUGAACAUCUACAGGCUGGUGACCAAGGGGUCGGUGGAGGAGGACAUCAUUGAGAGGGCGAAAAAGAAGAUGGUGCUGGACCACCUGGUCAUCCAGCGAAUGGACACGACCGGGAAGACCGUCCUCCACACUGGCUCCGCCCCCUCCAGUUCCACCCCGUUCAACAAGGAGGAGCUGUCUGCCAUCCUCAAGUUUGGUGCCGAAGAGCUGUUCAAAGAGCAAGAAGGAGAGGAGCAGGAACCUCAGGAAAUGGACAUCGAUGAGAUCCUGAAGCGAGCAGAAACCAGGGAGAAUGACCCGGGCCCCUCUACUGUGGGGGAGGAGCUGCUCUCUCAGUUUAAGGUGGCCAACUUCUCCAUGAUGGAGGAGGAGGAGAUGGACAUGGACUCGGACCGUAACCACCGGGGCUGGGAGCACAUCAUCCCGGAGGAGCAGAGGAGGAGGCUGGAGGAGGAGGAGCGGCAGAAGGAGCUGGAGGAGAUCUACCUCCUGCCCCGCAUGAGGAACUGUGCCAAACAGGUGAACUUUAACGGGAACGAGGGCAGGCGGAGCAGGAACCGGCGGUAUUCGGGGUCGGACAGCGACUCCGUCUCCGACCGCAAGCGCCCCAAAAAGCGGGGGCGGCCACGGACCAUCCCGCGCGAGAACAUCAAGGGGUUCAGCGACGCCGAGAUCCGCAGAUUUAUCAAGAGCUAUAAGAAGUUUGGUGGCCCACUGGAAAGGCUGGAUGCGAUCGCUCGCGAUGCGGAGCUGGUGGAUAAGUCUGAGUACGACCUGAAGAGGCUGGCAGAGACGGUGCACAACGGCUGCAUCAAAACGCUGAGAGAGAACCCCUGUGGGCCCGAGAAGACCUCAGGAGGCCGGCGGGGGAAAGUCAAGGGCCCCACUUUCCGGAUUUCGGGGGUCCAGGUGAACGCCAAGCUGGUGAUCUCGCACGAGGAGGAGCUGGCGCCUCUUCACAAGUCCAUUCCUGCUGACCCCGAGGAGAGGAAGCGGUACACCAUCCCGUGCCACUCAAAGGCGGCUCAUUUCGACAUCGACUGGGGGAAGGAGGACGACUCGAACCUGCUGAUAGGAAUCUACGAGUACGGCUACGGAAGCUGGGAGAUGAUCAAGAUGGACCCCGACCUCAACCUCACUCAUAAGCUCCUGCCGGACGACCCUGAUAAGAAGCCUCAGGCCAAGCAGCUGCAGACCCGAGCGGACUACCUCAUUAAGUUAUUGAGCAGGGAUCUGGCCAAGAAGGAGGCGCAGAGACAGGCGGGAACGGCCAACUCCCGCAAGAGGAAACCCAGGAACAAGAAGAACAAGGUGGUGAAGCCGAAGGUGGAGGAGGUGGUGAAGAGCGACUCCUCGCCCACGCCGUCGGAAAAGAGCUCGGAAGAAGAGGAGGAGGAGGAGGAGGAAGAGGAAGAGGAGAAGGAAGAAGAGAAGGAGGUGCUGCCGCUGAAGACCUCCAGCAGGAGGGCCAAGGUGGAGCGGGUGGCCAAGGAGCCGGAGGAGGACCCGGUGCCCGAGGUGGUGCCCAAGAAGGAGCCCGAGGAGAAGGAGAUCAAAGAGAAGGAGAUCAAAAAGGAGGGCAAGAAGGAGAAGAAGGAGGAGGUCCGCGAGACGAAGGAUAAGAAGGAAGCAAAGAAGAAGGAGGAGAAGGAGGCCAAGCCCGUGGAACCUGCCUACAGGAAGGAGGACAUCAAAGAGGAGAAGAUAACCGAGGUGAAGGUGGAGAUCCGGGAGUCGAAGUCGAAAAAGGCGGCGGACACUCCGGUGCACAUCACGGCCAGCGGGGAGACCGUCCCCGCCUCGGAGGAGUCCGAGGAGCUCGACCAGAAGACCUUCAGCGUGUGUAAGGAGCGCAUGCGUCCGGUGAAGGCCGCCCUGAAGCAGCUGGACCGGCCGGAGAAGGGCCUGUCGGAGCGGGAGCAGCUGGAGCACACGCGCCAGUGCCUCAUCAAGAUCGGAGACCACAUCACAGAGUGUCUGAAGGAGUACUCCAACCCCGACCUGAUCAAGCAGUGGAGGAAGAAUCUGUGGAUAUUUGUGUCAAAGUUUACCGAAUUUGACGCCAGGAAGUUGCACAAGCUGUACAAGCACGCGAUUAAGAAACGACAGGAAAACGCUCAGGCAGCGGACCAUAACACUAGUACUGUAAAUACAACCCACAGCUUUAAACACACAGACGUAGAGCGGUUAAAGGACAACUCGCAGCACGACGACAGCAGCAGGGACAGCUACAGCUCCGACAGACACCACUCGUCCCGCUACGCGGAACACGGGAAGGACCGGCACGCCCCCGACCCGUACCGGAAGGGCAGCGACUCGCGAGACUCCCGCAAGAGGCCGUACUCCUCCUUCAGCAACGGCAAGGACCACCGGGAUCGGGACCGGGACCGGGACCGGGAUCGGGAUCACUACCGGUCCGAGAGGCCCGACAGCAGGUAUUACAGCGACAAGCACAGGAAGAUGGACGACCUCCGGUCCAGCCGCGACCACCGGCUGGAGGGCGGCGCGAAGGAGCGCUCGCACGGCGACCGCCGCUCGCACUCCUCCGACCGCCGGUCCGGCUCCGACUACGCGCACCACAAGUCCUCGCGCGACUACCGCUACCACUCGGACUGGCAGAUGGACCACCGGGCGUCGGGCAGCGGCCCGCGCUCGCCCCGGGACCAGCGCUCGCCGUACGAGUCCCGCUCGCCGCCGGGCCACCGCGCGCGGUCGCCGUUCGAGUACUCGUCCGACCACAAGAGCACCCCCGAGCAGGUGUGGUGCGGCCGCAAGACAUAACGGCGGGACCGUGCCGUGGGGGGGGGGCGGGGGGGCCGUCUCCCCCCCCCCGAGCCAUAGACACAUCCCAACCCAGUAAAUUGCCUUAUGGGAACUUGUGAAAGAAAAGCAGUACUACGCACUGUGUAACUCUAGGGGGCGGUGUGGUGUCCUCUCUCCAGUCGGCAAGCUGUGCUGUCCUGUAAAAGGGGGGGGGGGGAGGGGCGUGGCCUAUUUUUUUUUCUUCAAUAUUUAACAGCAGUGCCGCCAAUGGCACAGCGAGUUUUUUUGGGGGGAUUUUUUUCCACCCCCCCCCCUUCCCACCCUUCCCACCCCUCAUUUUUUAUUUUUUAUAAACGGACGACUUUUUUACUCGGACACAAAUGACCUGAAACAGGCGUUGCCUGUGUCUCGCUCCUCUCAACACUGGAUCAUGGCUUUGAUUCUUUUUUUUUCGGUCCACUCCCUACGUGAGUCUCAGUUCUUCAGUUUCAGUUUUUUUUUUUUACGAUAAUGUAGAACGAAAACGCGCACCGUCGCCAGUAAAUCAUGCUUUCGGGUGGACUCAGGCUGUUUGUUUGUGUUCUUCUCUUCGCUCUCUCUCUCUCUCUCUCUCGCUCUCUCUCUCUCUCUCUCUCUCUCUCUUCAAAUGCAACCGGACAGACUUGGGGCGCUCCCUCCAAAGUACCUCGUUUACAGUGUGUAUUGUGACCACCCUGCUGUUUUUCCAUUAUUUUUCUUUUUUCAUUUUUUCAUUUGAGCUUCCCCCCUCUUCCCCGCCGCCGCCCCCCCCCCCCCCCCCCAGCAGCCAGUCUUGUCUGUGAAUUAUUUAAUUUCUGUUUCAGCUGUAAAAUAACCUGGAUUUUCUUUUUUUUGUGAUCAAUUUGGAAAAAAUGUCCCUUUUUUCAUGAAAUGUACUACUGUAAAUUAUUGUAAAAUAGUAAAAUUGAAUGGGCUUUUUUCUUCUCAGGCUUCUGUUUUUGUUUUGACUCGUACCUUGCCCUCGACUCAGGCUUUUUUUGUUUUUUUUCAGUUGUACAAAUAUGUCAGUUAAUAACCGCUAAUCUCGUUUGAAAUCGCUGUGCAGAAUGUAACUCUUGGGGAGGGGAAAUAAUAAUUCCAUUUGUGUUUUGCCUCUUAGGAGCGCGCGCGUUUCGUCUCUCAGCUGUUGUGUGUUUAAUUUGUGUUUCCUUACUCUCCGGUUUAACCUCAACGGUCAACUGUCAACACACGUUUUUGAAAAGGCCGUGGAAGCCUUUGCUUUUUAAUUACGUCACGUCAUGUGAAAUUAGGGCAAGGGCCUCUUCUCACUGAUUAAAAAGGCUCCUCUUAGAUCUCGAAUAAACUAGAACUUUUUUUUUUUAAGGAAUGUCCUUUAUUUUUUCUCUUUUUUUUCCCUCCCAUUCUUUUUAAAUAUAGGCAAUAAUAUCAAAUGUUCUAUGCAGCCAAAAUGUGUUUCUGCUGAACUGUCCUGGAAGUGAUACUGUUACAGUGCACACUGUUGUAUAUAGAGCUCAGCUAUAUUUCAAAUUAAAUUUACACCGAAAAUGCAUGAAUAAUUUUUUUAAAAGAUUGUUUUAUAUAGUUGUUUAUAAAGUCAUUAAACUCAAUCGCUGUACUCCCUUUUAAUCUUGAGUUGUAUACACAAGGCUCAGUGUUUUAAGUCAGAGUAUUUCCAGUUUUGGCAUUGUGGGGUUUGGGGUGGGCAAAAAAAAAAAAAAAAAAAAUUGCUCAUAAAGAAGUCACAAAUUUCCUUUUUUUGUGUUUUGCCAAUGGCUCCAAGAUGUUCUGAACCACUGUAUCAAGUCUCAGGGAACAAAAUGAUUGACAGCAGGGCUGUCCAAUUGGAAGGACAAACCCAUGACUGGUACCCAUGAUGCACCUCUCCCACAGCCCACUCUGAACCACGACGAUUCCAGGCUUGUUCGGAAACCUCGCAAGCCUGUGUUGCGUUUCUACGGCAACCAAAACUGUUCCCCGUUCUCCGCGUGCCUGUGUGAGGCACUCGACGCGGCAUCUCGUGGCGUAAACACGCGCCUUUAUAAAUCCGCGCAGGUUCGAUCCUUUUUUUCCGGUAACUUGUUCGCAGAAGCCGAUGAGAAACCACGGAGAUCAUUUCUUGACCGAUGAACAGUCGUUUUAUACUGACUAACGUGAUUUAAAGUAUUAAUUUUUUCAAUACUUAACCAUGUUGAUGUGCUCCAUGAUAAUUGGGCUGAUGGUGGAUCAUGGAACCCUUUUUUUGGUUUAGAAUUUUUUAUUUUUUUAUUUUCCAGUAAGAGGACUUUAUCACCACAGAAUCAAGGCCUUUUAGUGGCACCUCUUGUUCCAUAUUUGUAAACUGUCAUUUGUCGAUGCAGUCUGUGUUUAUUACUGAGCAAGGUCUUCCGCCGGAAGAUUUUGGAACUUGUAGCUUCUUAACUGUCCAGAUAUUUUACUUAUAAAGCUGAUUGUCUAAACACUUGA
This is a messenger RNA of Anguilla rostrata (American eel), 8588 nucleotides long. It is a transcript of the gene chd1, whose product is annotated as chromodomain helicase DNA binding protein 1. Gene Ontology annotation, biological process: nucleosome organization; regulation of transcription by RNA polymerase II. The transcript is spliced from 37 exons. The coding region runs from base 603 to 6143 and encodes 1846 amino acids. Gene Ontology annotation, cellular component: chromatin; nucleus. Gene Ontology annotation, molecular function: ATP binding; ATP-dependent chromatin remodeler activity; chromatin binding. The record is from RefSeq and is a predicted model, not a curated record. NCBI's taxonomy places the organism in Eukaryota, Metazoa, Chordata, Actinopteri, Anguilliformes, Anguillidae.